GCGCAGAGAAUGGGCCACGCGUCUCUACAACAAAUGUCCUAGUGUUGAUCCAUCUGCUUGGGUAGUCUCUCUUUCUCUCUCACUUAAUCCUUAGUCAUUUGGCUGAGGGGAGUGAGUGUAGCGAGGGAGCGAGGAGAGAAAAGACUGUGUGAGCUGAGAAGACCGGAAAGUUGGUGGACAUCCGUCCAGCCAAUCAUCAUUCCCUCCCAGUCUUUCUACUCACAGGUUUCGACCAACCCUAAAGUUUUACAUCCAGAACUAUAGUUUCUAAGUUAGGAAAGAGAAAAAAUAUGAGCACGAGCAAGCCCUAUGGCCCACUGCUGGUGGGCGUGCUUCUGUUGGUGAGUUCUGGAGCACUGGGACAGUUGCCAACGUUUCCGAACGGGCCAUGUCGAGAUGCAGCUUUCGUGCCGAUAAAGUGCUUGCCUAGCUCGCUGAAUGUUAUCCAAGAGAUUCUUGCACCGGCCUCGUUUGUCAGCAACAGUACGUGUAGCAUGGAGCAGUAUUGUGGUAGGACUCAGCCAUUCGAAGCGCCUCUCACAUCACCGGUGUUCUGUGAUACGUGCUCACCGGGUGAGUUUUCCGUCAAUCCUUCCAUCUCCGAUGUCGAGACUAGGCCGUUAGUGGAGCGAACUCGGUGGCAAUCCGCUGUUUUUCCGGACACGACCACAGCGGUUACGUUCGAAGCCACAUUGCUGCGACCGUUCGUCUUGUCCUCGUUCAACAUGGAGUUCUUCUUCACCAUGCCACAAGCUAUGAUCGUCGAGCGAUCCGCCGACUUCGGUGCAACGUUCUCACCGUACAUUUACUUCGCAGUGGACUGUCUGGCAAGGUUCGGCAUCCGACCCUCAUCUGACCCUCUGUCCAUCCGACCAACACCCGAAAACCCCAACGUGGUGGUGUGUAUCGCCAUUCCGGAGCCUGGCCUUGCUGAUGGCGUGUUCUACAAUCUGCGGGAGCGCCGCAUCCCGUCAACACAACUCCCCUCUAGUGUCCAGACGGAAGUGAGCAUAGAAACGGACGACAAUUUACGCAAUUGGCUGACCGUCACUAAUUUCCGAGUCACCCUGGAUGGAGUGACGCUGCCGGCCGACCUGACGGGCACCAAUAGUUCGUUCAACUUCUACUCGUCUUACCAGCUUGUCAUGCUGGGUCAGUGCGAGUGCUUUGGACAUUCGAGCGGCAUCUGCGAGGCGGGUAACGUGUCCAACGAUGCCAUCGGAUUCGGUUGCCAGUGCGAGCAUAACACAACCGGCUUGGACUGUGGCGUGUGCAGGCCUGGGUUCGUCGACGUACCGUGGCGGCCAUCGCGUCUUCUCGACCCUUUCGAGUGUCAAAUGUGCAACUGCAACAACCACGCCGAUGUGGAUGGCUGUCUGUUCAGUGAGGAGAGGUUCCGAGCAACGGGGAACACCACGGGUGGUGAAUGUCAGAAUUGCCGCGACAACACGUUCGGGCCGCAGUGCGAAACAUGCGCUGAGCUCUUCUACCCGCAGACUGGCGUGCCGCAGACCCAAGUGGACGUGUGCAUACCUUGCGACUGCAACGCGGGAGGCGUGACGGACAAUGGCGACUGUGCCAAGAUGGCGAUUGGUUCAUUCCCGAACGGCCAGUGUAACUGCAAGGUCAACACCAUGGGACGCGACUGUGGAAUGUGUACCAGCACGUCGUUCAACUUUGAUGCGAACAAUGACGAUGGCUGUACAGAUUGUGCCUGUGAGGCAGCUGGCACGGUUGGAGGCAGUUUGGAGUGCAUGAGUGUGGGCGGUCAGUGCGACUGCAAGCCAAACGUGGAGGGACGCCAAUGCGACCAGUGCAUGCCAGGCUUCUUCGGACUGGAUGCUAUGCUUACGGACGGCUGCCAACCGUGCGACUGUCAGUUUGGCUCAUCGGUGGCGCGUGACCAGUGCGACAUGACAAGCGGACAGUGCAUGUGCAGACCUGGGUUCACUGGCCGGCGCUGUGACGUGCUCAUGCCAAACUACUACGUGCCGGACUUUGACGCUAUCCGCGCCGAGGCCGAGGAGCAAGCCGGUGUGUCUACAGUGCAGCUUCCCGUGCCGCCUGGCAGUAGCGCAUUCGAGCCGACGGGCCGUGGCUUUGCCCUGGUUACCGUUCCUAACGGCAACCUUGUAUCUUUUGACUUCGUUGUGCCGGGCUCUCUGCUGCCAAUGCGUUCGCACACCUACACUGUCUCAAUGCGUUACGUGCUGAUGAGCUCUCCAAUGUCGGCCACAGCCCAAAUCACUAACAUCUCCCCGUCUCCAGUGGGCAGUGCUGUUGCACUGGCACCGUUGAUUGGCAACGGUGCUUGUGCUUCGGCCAACUUAGGAACCGUUGCGAUUGCAGCAUGCGCCAUUGCACCGUGCCCGUCCUAUACAUUCACAGUGCAGAUCAUGGUCAAUCCGGCCGCCACCAUCUACUUGGACUCCCUGGUGCUGCGGCCGACUAUAUCCAGCCUCUUUGCUUCACCGGCGACAGACCCGUUCCUAAUGGCCUUUGCUGCCAACAACUGUGUGGACCCGGCGCCGGCGCCUGCUGCGUGUGAUCUCGUGCCACCGACUUCAGUGUGCAAGCCUCUGGAGCAGGGUCUAAAUGCCGAACUGUUUGAAGGAGCUAGAAUGUGCAGCUGUUCUGUGUACAGCGUCGGCUCGGACUGUGAGGACUGCGGUGGCCAGUGCACAUGCGUGAACAAUGUCGUUGGCCGGGCCUGCACACAAUGCCAAGCUGGUACCUACAACCUCAUAGCAUCCGGCUGUCAAGAUUGUGAAUGCUCGCCCAUUGGAGCACUUUCGCAGGUAUGUGACUUCACGUCCGGCGAGUGCCAAUGCCGCCCGGGACGAACGGGCCGCCAGUGCAUCGACUGCAUGCCCAACUACUAUCCGAAUCCAAACAACGACGGCAGCUGUCUACCAUGCAAUUGCCAUCCGAUCGGCGCAGUUGACCCACAGUGCAACAUGACCGGCUUCUGCGAGUGCAAUCCAUCUAUGACUGGCAUUACAGGCAUGCAGUGUGACAUGUGUAACUGCCAGACUCAGAACACUGUCGGCAACAGCAUGCUGUGCACUAGCGAUGGACAGUGCACUUGUGCUGCUGGAUCAACUGGACUGAAGUGCGAGAACUGCAUCCAGGACAACUUCUUCUUCGACGUGGACGAUGGCUGCCAGCCGUGCAUGUGCAACAGCCACGCGCAGAUGUGCAACAUGUCCGGAUGCAUCAACUGCAUGGACAACACAGGCGGCCAGAGCUGCGAGUUAUGCUUGGACGGUUUCUAUGGUGACGCAACAGGUGGCACACCGGCCGACUGCCAGCCAUGCAUGUGCAACACAUGGUCGACAACGUGCGAGGCAAACCCAGCUGCUAAUGAUGGCUUCCGCUGCAACAAUUGCCAGGGCAACACAGUGGGAGAUCAGUGCCAAGAGUGCAUGAUCAAUCACUUUGGUUCUCCCAUCAACGGUGCGCCGAACAGCUGUGACAGCACCACUGGCGAAUGCCUGAUUUGCAUCCGCGAUACGACCGGACCCACGUGCGGCCAGUGUGCGCCACUCUUCUUUGGAGACGCCACCAUCCUCAAUGGAUGCCAGGACUGUGCUUGCAAUCCCACUGGCUCGAGCAACUUGACCUGCGACCCCAGCAACGGAACGUGCAGCUGCUAUCCGAACGUCAUCAAUCGCCAGUGCACCGUCUGCGCGCCGGAGACCUUUGGCUUCGAUGUUGGCGAGCCGGGCUGCGAGCCGUGUGGCUGCGAUCCCACUGGCAGCGUGUCCCAGGACUGCGAACUGACCACCGGGCAGUGUACAUGCCGCACCAACGUCAUCGGUGUGCAGUGCGACAUGUGUGCACCGGAUCACUUCGGCUUCUCCCUGAUCGGGUGCCAGCCUUGUAACUGCAACAUUGAUGGAACAAUUCGUGGCAACACAUCGUGUGCAGUCGGAGAUGGAAUGUGCAUUUGUGAAGAAAAUACCAUUGGAAGGCAGUGUGACCAGUGCGAGCCAGGAUCUUUCUUUGUCACCGGCUUUGGCUGCUCUCAGUGCCCGUGCAAUGGGCGCAGCGAGCAGUGCACGGAUGCGGGUAUCUGCAUGAACUGCCGUGGCAACUCAUUCGGCGACAACUGUGAGCUGUGCCAGGAUGGCUUCUACAACGACACUAGCAGCAAUCCACUGGGUGUAUGUCAGCCGUGCAUGUGCAACUUACUGGGAUCAGUUAACAACGUCUGCGAUCGGGACAGUGGACAGUGCACGUGCAGAAUGGGCGUGGACUCCGUCAACUCGCGCACGUGCGCUGUGUGCGCCGACGGCUUCUUUGGCCUGACUUCUGCAGGUUGUCAGGAUUGUGACUGUCAACUGUCCUCACCGGCGGGCAGCGCAAACAACACCUGUGAGAAGACGAACGGCCAGUGUCCAUGCUUUGAGAACUUCGGAGCUCGACGCUGUGAUGAAUGCACCCCAGGCUUUUACGAUUUCCCCAGCGGUUGCCCAGAUUGCAAUUGUGAUCCCACUGGAUCGAGUGGUUCCAUCUGCAAUGUUGUCAAUGGCUCUUGCCCCUGCCGAGAAAACGUUGUGAACCAGCGCUGCGACGAAUGUGCACUGAAUACGUUCGGCUUCAGCGUGAGUGGCUGCACACCAUGCGGGUGCAACUCAACUGGAAGUGCUCAGCAGGAUUGCAAUGUGGUCACGGGUGACUGUAGAUGUCAAUUCGGCAUUGGGAACAGCGGCUCAGGAGAUCGAGAGCUAUGCAAUGAGUGUCAGGACGAGUUCUAUGAUUUCUCAGAGAAUGGCUGCCUACAAUGUGAAUGCAACGCGACAACAUCUCGCUCACUGGUGUGCGACAAGAACGGCGGCCAAUGCGACUGUCACGUGAACAUUGUGGGACGGACCUGUAACCGCUGCAUCGACGACCACGUCGUCUUUGUCAAUGGCAGCGGCUGCUCGGCGUGCCCGUGCAACAUGGUUGGCUCUGUUCAGACGGCGUGUAAUCGCACCAACGGUGUCUGCCCGGUUAUGUGCUACUGUCGCGAAAACAUCCAGGGCUGUUUCUGCGACGAGUGCAAUCCGCAAUUCAAUGUCGGUGGCUUCCCCGACUGUGAAGCCUGCAACUGCAGCGUGGCUGGGUCGAUCAACGGCACUUGCAACACAACUGGCGACUGCUUCUGUCGCAACGGAGCGUUCGGCACCAAAUGCGACCAGUGCGAGGAGAACUUCUUCAUGACGGGUGUUGGCUGUAUGGAAUGUCCGGAGUGCUACGGAGAGGUGCGUGACAAGGUUGUUUCCGUGCGCAUGCGACUGGAGGUGCUGCGCAUUCUCAUUGACAAUCUCCUGGCAAGUGAGCUGCUAACAAGCGACCCGCCAGUGGUGACGCGCCUUAGCACUCUGCUUCAGCAAGCGUGCGAUUUGCUGGACGAUACGGCCGUGGCAGAGACGACCGACCCACGCAUUCGCCGUGAGAUCAUGGAGCUCCAGCAGAACAUCUCCUUCCUUGACGAGUCCGUCACCAAUCUCGUUCUGCGUGUGCGUCCCAUCCGUAUCAGCGCUGGCGCUGCCAGAGGCCUUGUGCUCAGUUCUGAGAUUCAGAUCAAUGAGACUGUGGACGAAGUCCGAGAUGCCUACAACAACACGGUGUUUGUCAACGGGCCACUGCUGACCGAAGGAGUAUCGCUCCUGAACGACAUCAUCGACCUGCGUGCAACGCUGACCGGCAUCCUGCAAACCAUUGCCACCACGGCUGCCGAUUUGCGCACCGUUGCCCUGCAGCUGGAGACCAACGCGGCGAGUGCAGCCAGUGUGGCAGCCACCGCACUCACGUACGCCAACAGCGCCUUGUCGACCGGCCGCACCACCGAAUAUAACCUGGAACGGCUGCGUAACGACACGGCCGACGCUCCUGACGUGCUGGCAAUCGCUGGCCAGGCCCGGGACGCCGCCUACAGGGCUAGCAUGCUUGCCAUGGAUCAGCUGACCAGAGCCCAGGCACUGCUACCUAAUCUUGAUCUGUCCGGUGAUAGCGCAACCAUAGUUGCCCAGGCACAGUUCGCUGUUGAGCUGAUGAAUCGCAGUCAAGAGCUCGACGCCCAGAUCCAGGAGAACUGUGCACGCGCGCAGACCUAUUACGAACUCCUGUCAAACUUCACUGGUGAAAUAACGGAUCUGCAACCGGAUGCGUUUGCACUGUAUGAACGUGCUGCACAGGCCCAGCAGACGGCACAGGGCUUUUCCGACCGUGUCAACUACAUCAUCAGCACAGCAACGACGGCCCGGGACGUUCUGGACAACUUCGAAGCUGAGACUAAUGCUGCACGCAGCAGGGUUGAAACUUCACUUCAGCAAGUCGAUGACCUUCGUAAUCGCAGCAAUGUCCUGCAGAACGCCGCACAGGCACUGAUCGAUAGCCAUGCAGACGCCCUGCUGUACGCCCAGCAGGCCCUGCAAACUGUGAACACGGCACUCAAUAUAAGCCAGGCUGCGGCCAAUACCGCCAUGGAGGCACUGACGGCCACAAGCAGCAUCCUGGAGACCUUCCAGAACUCCACCGAAGACCUGAACACCAAUGGCCGCCAAGGCGUGGAGGACAAGCGCGCUGCAGCGAAUGCGAGCCGGGUAGCCUGCGAAGACACAUCAGCGUUUGUUGACCAGGGAUACGCUGCCAUACAGGCACAGGAAACGGUUAUACAGAAUGCAACCGCAACAGCCACGGCCAUCUCAACACGCGCCCAGGUACUGUUGAGUGACCUGGCCAACAUCGGCACAUUGCCUGACGCCCGGCUGCUGGAGCUGACUGGCGAGUUUGAGGCCCUGCAGUCGCAGCUGAGCGAUGCUCAAGUAGAUUACGUGGUGUCAACACUGACCACGCUCAUUGCACAGCAGCGCGGGCGUCUGACAACAUACCGUGCCACCAUGGCAACGCUGGAAGCUGACAUCAACGUCGUCGCUCAGGCGCGCGACACUCUCAGCAGCACAUGUCCCGUUGUCUAGACGCCGGCGAUGAUGGUGAUAGUAAAGACAUGGUACAACACCUGCUUGAUUUGAAUCGUGCGGUGCCUUCAUGCGUCCAAACCUGUUUGUAUCAGCAUUCUCAACGAGCAGCGAAGGCCAUUGACCCUCAUUUUCUGCUCAGUGCUGCGGCUGCAUUCUUGUUCUAAUGUUUGAAGUUUGGGCACGGGCGCUGCGACCCAGUGCACCUUCACACCCACAGUCUACCCUAGUCGGUUCAACAUGGAUGCCCAGUGAUAAUUCUAAUGACUAACGAUUGCCAAGCGCUUUUGCUGAUUUCGGGCUUGCCGGCAAUGCCGCGGGGCUGUUCCCUUUACUUCAAGUUAAUUAAUUGACUGGUUAGCAAGGUUUGCGAGGGUGCUUCAAAACAGUUGCAGUGGUAACUAAUUACUGAGUGUCUGCUAUCACACUAGGUGUCCACCAUACUCGAUGUACUGGCCUGCGUAUUAUCACUAUAGAUUCUAACCUCUUUUCUCUUUCUCUACGCAUGUCCCCUGCACCCUCAAUUUCCACGGUUCCUCUGCUUGUUGCACUUCAGCUAUCGGUCACAAUAAGUCAAUAACACAUCAAGCUUUGCAACACAUCAAGUUUCAGUGCUCGACGACGAGCUUGUCGACA
Molecule: messenger RNA, 7604 nt
Organism: Sycon ciliatum
Lineage: Eukaryota; Metazoa; Porifera; Calcarea; Leucosolenida; Sycettidae
Product: laminin subunit beta-1-like
Exons: 17
Coding region: 291-6968 (2225 amino acids)
Biological process (GO): animal organ morphogenesis; tissue development
Source: RefSeq, a predicted model, not a curated record